CUUGGUGGGCCGCGAUCCUGCGGACAUUGUCAGAAGCAGAAAGUUAAGAUUGUGAUCUGACUCAAUGCACAGCUCAGCAUGGUAGCUGCCAGUACUUAAACUUGGACCAGAGUGGAAGAUUCCCAAAACAAGACAGUCCACUUUUAACGACCAUUAUUAAUGCAAUGAAUGACUUUCAGAAUUAGUUUUUGCUGCAUGUCUGGUAAUGCUACUUAUUGUAAAGUAUAUCACUCGAGGCUGCGCAGCACUUAUUGGAGAAGCUUAUCUGUAUUAAGUUCACUCUUUCUAGGGGGAAAUAAAAUGGGAAGGUCUGGUCAGGAAUAUUUCCUAGCUCAUGUUGCCACUCUGGCGGGAGCCAGUGUCUGUGCUGGGAGUCUUCACCUCAGCAGCAGUGUGAUCCUCGCCAUGCAGAGCAGGCUACUCCCCAAGACUGCUGGCAGGACCAGUACUUCCUAGAAAGACUCAUGAGAUGGCAGCUCUCUUGAACAGUUACUUUCUCCGCACCACCUGAGGCCAUAGCUGGGUCUCAGAAGAGGAAGGUUACCAAUGAUUGGAGACACACAUGGAGAUGGGCCUUGGAACUAGGACUGUUAUAGCAGACUAUGUCUAUUUUGAGAACUCCUCCAGCAACCCGUACCUGAUCCGCAGGAUUGAAGAACUCAAUAAGACAGCCAACGGGAAUGUGGAGGCCAAGGUGGUGUGUUUCUACAGAAGGCGAGACAUAUCCAGCAGCCUCAUCGCCCUGGCCGACAAGCAUGCAACCCUGUCAGUCUGCUAUAGAGCCGGACCGGGGGCGGACACCGGCGAGGAAGGGGAAGUGGAGGAAGAGGUAGAGAACCCAGAGAUGGUGGACCUGCCUGAGAAACUGAAGCAUCAGCUGCGGCAUCGGGAACUGUUCCUCUCUCGGCAGUUGGAGUCACUGCCUGCCACCCAUAUCAGGGGCAAAUGCAGUGUUACCCUGCUCAAUGAGACUGAGUCACUCAAGUCCUACCUGGAGCGUGAGGAUUUCUUCUUCUAUUCUCUAGUCUACGACCCACAGCAGAAGACCCUCCUGGCAGAUAAAGGGGAAAUCCGAGUAGGAAACCGGUACCAGGCUGACAUCACCGACUUGCUAAGAGAAGGUGAGGAGGAUGGCCGUGAUCAGUCAAAACUGGAGACCAAGGUGUGGGAAGCCCACAAUCCACUUGUGGAUAAGCAGAUUGACCAGUUCCUUGUAGUGGCCCGCUCCGUGGGCACCUUUGCACGGGCCCUGGAUUGCAGCAGCUCCGUGCGGCAGCCUAGCCUGCACAUGAGUGCCGCAGCAGCCUCCCGAGACAUCACCCUGUUCCAUGCUAUGGACACGCUGCACAAGAACAUCUACGACAUCUCCAAGGCCAUCUCAGCCCUCGUGCCGCAGGGGGGGCCGGUGCUCUGCAGGGAUGAGAUGGAGGAGUGGUCAGCAUCAGAAGCCAACCUUUUCGAGGAAGCUCUGGAAAAAUAUGGGAAAGAUUUCACAGACAUUCAACAAGAUUUUCUCCCAUGGAAAUCGCUCACCAGCAUCAUUGAAUAUUACUACAUGUGGAAGACUACCGACAGAUACGUCCAGCAGAAACGUUUGAAAGCAGCUGAAGCAGAGAGCAAGUUAAAGCAGGUUUAUAUUCCCAACUAUAACAAGCCAAAUCCAAACCAGAUCAGCGUCAACAGUGUCAAGGCCAGUGUAGUGAAUGGCACAGGGACACCAGGCCAGAGCCCCGGGGCUGGCCGGGCCUGCGAGAGCUGUUACACCACACAGUCUUACCAGUGGUAUUCUUGGGGUCCCCCUAACAUGCAGUGUCGCCUCUGCGCAUCUUGUUGGACAUAUUGGAAGAAAUAUGGUGGCUUGAAAAUGCCAACCCGGUUAGAUGGAGAGAGGCCGGGACCAAACCGCAAUAACAUGAGUCCCCAUGGCAUCCCAGCCCGGAGCAGUGGGAGCCCCAAGUUUGCCAUGAAGACAAGGCAGGCCUUCUACCUGCAUACUACCAAGUUGACACGCAUUGCCCGGCGCUUAUGCCGUGAGAUCCUACGGCCAUGGCAUGCAGCACGCCACCCCUACAUGCCCAUCAACAGUGCAGCAAUCAAGGCUGAAUGCACGGCACGGCUGCCCGAAGCUUCCCAGAGCCCACUGGUGCUGAAGCAGGUAGCGCGGAAGCCCCUGGAAGCUGUACUCCGGUACCUUGAGACCCAUCCCCGACCCCCUAAGCCUGACCCUGUGAAGAGUUCGUCCAGUGUGCUCAGCAGUCUGACCCCUGCCAAGUCAGCCCCUGUCAUCAACAAUGGCUCCCCCACCAUCCUGGGCAAGAGGAGCUAUGAGCAGCACAAUGGGGUGGAUGGCAACAUGAAGAAACGCCUCUUGAUGCCCAGUAGGGGUCUGGCAAACCAUGGACAGACCAGGCACAUGGGACCAAGUCGGAAUCUCCUGCUCAACGGGAAGUCCUACCCCACCAAAGUGCGCCUCAUCCGUGGUGGCUCCCUGCCUCCUGUCAAACGGCGGCGAAUGAACUGGAUUGAUGCCCCAGACGAUGUAUUUUACAUGGCCACAGAGGAGACCAGGAAAAUCCGCAAGCUGCUCUCAUCCUCAGAAACCAAGCGUGCUGCCCGCCGGCCCUACAAACCCAUUGCCCUGCGCCAGAGCCAGGCCUUGCCGCUGCGGCCACCCCCACCUGCACCAGUCAACGACGAGCCCAUUGUUAUUGAGGACUAGGCAGCCCCCCCGCAGUGCUGUGCGGCCUGCCUGGGCCCUCCAUCAGAGGCCAAGCGGCCUCCCUCCCCCACCAGACUGCUGCCCACCCCACCCUCUGUUUCCGUAGUGCCCCAACUCCCGCCCUCACAUGCAGAGAAACUGCUCCUCUGGUGGACAUGCGGGGGAAGAAGUGUGGUCUAACUUAUUCCAAGACACCGAGGAGUCUUUUUUAGCUUUGUGUUUACUUUCUGGCUGGAGCAGAGAUGAGGAAUGCCCGGGCCCUGUGCUACAGGACUUCUCACCCGGGGUGGGCUUUAAGGUUUUGUUGUGUUCUGUUGAAGGUGCCAUUUUAAAUUUUAUUUUUAUUACUUUUUUUGUAGAUGAACUUGAGUUCUGUAACUUACACCUGGAAUGUUAGGAUUGGUGAGGCCAGCAGCGACCAAGCUGCCUGGCAGGGUUGGUCCCUUGUCUUUUCAAGUAAUUUUCAUAUUAAACAAAAACAAUGAAAAAAAUCUCAUAAAAAGGAAAACCCCA
Messenger RNA from Arvicola amphibius (Eurasian water vole), 3232 nucleotides. RefSeq names its product metastasis associated 1 (gene Mta1). Gene Ontology annotation, molecular function: histone deacetylase binding; sequence-specific DNA binding; transcription coactivator activity. Gene Ontology annotation, cellular component: NuRD complex; nucleoplasm. The record is from RefSeq and is a predicted model, not a curated record. The transcript has 21 exons. The coding region runs from base 563 to 2719 and encodes 718 amino acids. Gene Ontology annotation, biological process: response to ionizing radiation; double-strand break repair; negative regulation of transcription by RNA polymerase II. NCBI's taxonomy places the organism in Eukaryota, Metazoa, Chordata, Mammalia, Rodentia, Cricetidae.